This is a messenger RNA of Staurois parvus, 1229 nucleotides long. The record is from the annotation of a GenBank genome assembly. NCBI's taxonomy places the organism in Eukaryota, Metazoa, Chordata, Amphibia, Anura, Ranidae.
AAAGAAAAAGAUGCAUUAGAAGGUGAAAAGAAUAAGGCGGUUGAAUUUCUCAACAUGGAGAAUGAAACUUUUAAGAUGAAGAAUCAGGUCUGCCAGUAUUACAUACAUGAAAUGCAGAAACGUAUUCAGGAGGAAGAGCAAAAGAAAGAAAAGGUGCAAGAAGAAACUAAGGAGAUCAGUGAAAAAAGCAGUGUCCUUGCUGAGGAAAUGAAGGCAAAGAACAAAGCUUUGAAAGAUGUGGAGAAGGAAAUGAAUAAAAUCAACAAAUUUGUUGAGGACAGCAGGGAGAAAUUUACUCAGUUGGACUUGCAAGAUGUUGAUUUACGGGAGAAGCUCAAACAUGCAAAGAGUAAAGUAAAAAAGCUUCAGAAGCAGCUUCAAAAGGACAAAGAAAAGGUGGAAGAAUUAAAGAGUGUUCCUGCUAACAGUGAUAAAAUUAUUGAAGAGGCUACCAGUAAAAAAGGAACCCUUGAGAAACAGAAAGAAAAGGAAGAAGAGAAGUUACAAGAAGUUAUGGACAGUCUUAAAAUAGAAACUCAAGGCUUACAGGAGGAAAAGGAGGGUAAAGAGCGAGAACUGAUGGAGUUGAAUAAGAAUGUGAAUGAAACGCGGUCAAAGAUGGAUGUGGCCCAGUCUGAGCUGGAUAUUUAUUUAAGUCGACAUAAUACAGCCUUGUCUCAGCUUAACAAAGCAAAGGAUGCAUUAAACACAGCAUCAGCAACAUUAAGGGAACGAAAAACUGCUAUCAAAGAACUGGAGACCAAACUGCCAAAAGCAGAAGAAGAUCUUAAGAAGAAAGAGACUGAGCUGGAAGUGCUUGCACAAGAAGAAAUCACUGUGAAGAGCGAGGUCAGAGAGAUCAGACAAAAGGUGGAAGAGUCCAGAAGUUCCCUGUCUGCAAAUUGCAGCAAGGGAAAGGUUCUUGAUGCUCUGAUUCAGCAGAAAAAACAGGGAAAAAUUCCUGGGAUCUAUGGCAGAUUGGGGGACCUUGGAGCUAUCGAUGAAAAAUAUGAUGUUGCCAUUUCCUCAUCAUGUGGAGCUUUGGAUCAUAUUGUGGUGGAUACUAUUGACACAGCUCAAGAGUGCGUUAACUUUUUGAAGAGACAGAAUGUUGGAGUUGCAACAUUUAUUGGCUUAGACAAGAUGAAUGUGUGGGAGAAAGGAAUGAAUAAAAUACAAACCCCGGAAAACAUCCCUCGUUUGUUUGAUAUGGUGAAGUGAAGGAUGAG